Molecule: messenger RNA, 4554 nt
Organism: Gadus macrocephalus (Pacific cod)
Lineage: Eukaryota; Metazoa; Chordata; Actinopteri; Gadiformes; Gadidae
Product: 5,6-dihydroxyindole-2-carboxylic acid oxidase-like
Exons: 8
Coding region: 795-2654 (619 amino acids)
Biological process (GO): melanosome organization; melanocyte differentiation
Cellular component (GO): melanosome
Molecular function (GO): oxidoreductase activity
Source: RefSeq, a predicted model, not a curated record
AAUAAAUCAUCUUCUAACGUUGCCAUUUGACACGUUUCCUGCUGGGCGUCAGAGUGCCCACAGAUCAGCCCCUCUUGUGCUGCGAUCACGAGGAAUAUGUACAAGCAUUCACCAGAGUGGUGUGCAUCCAUGCAUGCGAUGCAUGUGUGCAAGCUUGUGUGUGUGUGUAAGCUUGUGUGUGUGUGUGUGUGUGUGUGUGUGUGUGUGUGUGUGUGUGUGUAUGUGUGUGUGUGCAAGCUUGUGUGUGUGUUUGUGUGUUGUGUGUGUGUGUGUGUGUGUGUGUGUGUGUGUGUGUGUGUGUGUGUGUGUGUGUGUGUGUGCAAGCUUAUGUGUGUGUGUGUGUGUGUGUGUGUGUGUGUGUGUGUGUGUGUGUGUGUGUGUGUGUGUGUGUGUGUGUGUGUGUGUGUGAGUGUGUGUGUGUGUGUGUGUGUUGUACCCUGGUCAUGAGGUAGAUAAGUAUUUAAGCCAUGAUGUGUUAUGAGGCUGCCCCUUGCGGGGCUCAGACCCACAUAAAGAGGAUCAAUAUGUCCAGCCAGAGGUAGGGCCACAACCGCUUCUUUCACUGCUCAUGUUAAAAUGUUAGUUAUCAUUUCAUAUAAUAGGAUACGCUUAGUACUGAUUGUAAGAUACAGCUGCAUUGGGUGUACAGUUAUCCAGUUUAGACAUGUUGAAUGGUCUUUUGUCCCCAAAGAAAAACUAUUUUUUACAAUCUUGUUAGCAGAUGAAAGCAAUAAAUACUGUCUACACAGGACAGGAGAUAUUUAGCCAACGGCAACGUUUUAUUUGGUGAGCUGAUGCAAAGAAAUGGCUACUUAACCAUUAGAUUGUAUAUUUUAUUGACUGACACGAUUUCAUUGCAUUUACUCUGGCAGUUGUUCGACGUUUAUGUUGUUUAUGUUGUGUGUUUGUGUGUGUGUGUGUGUGUGUGUGUGUGUGUGUGUGUGUGUGUGUGUGUGUGUGUGUGUGUGUGUGUGUGUGUGUGUGUGUGUGUGUGUGUGUGUGUGUGUGUGUGUGUGUGUGUGCGCAUGCGUGUGCGUGUGAGUGUGUGUGUUGGUAGCGUGUGGAGUGCACAACUCCUGGUGGUGGGGGUAGUGUUGGUGGUGCUAUGCCCCCCCCUGUUGCAGGGCCAGUUCCCCCGGGAAUGCGCGAGCGUGGCGGGGCUGCAGAGCGGCCGCUGCUGCCCCUCUCCCGCGAGGCUGGCGGGGGACGAGUGCGGCUCUGGAGCGGGCAGGGGGCAGUGUGUGUCCAUCGCGGCCGACACCCGGCGCCACGGGCCCCAGUACCCCCACGAAGGGCGCGACGACCGGGAGCGCUGGCCGCUGAGGUUCUUCAACCAGACGUGCCAGUGCAUCGGGAACUUUAGCGGCCACAGCUGUGGCGGCUGCCGCCACGGGCUCACCGGGACCGGCUGCGACCAGAGAGUAUCAGUUGUGAGGAGGAACGUGAUGCAGCUGACUUCUGCUGAGAAGCAAGCCUUUGUGAGCGCCUUGGACCAGGCAAAGAGGACCGUGCACCCAGAGCUGGUCAUCAGCACAAGACGGUACCCAGAGGUGUUGGGGCCCGACGGCAACCAGCCCCAGUUUGAGAACAUCUCCAUCUACAACUACUUUGUGUGGAGCCACUAUUACUCAGCCAGCAAGACGUACCUGGGGCCCGGGGAGGCCAGCUUCGGAGGGGUUGACUUCUCCCACGAGGGACCCGGCUUCCUCACCUGGCACCGCUUCCACCUGCUGCAGCUGGAGAGAGACAUGCAGGCCAUGCUGGGGGACCCCAGCUUCGCUCUGCCCUAUUGGAACUUUGCCACCGGGGGCAGCGUGUGUGACGUCUGCACCGACGAGCUACUGGGGGCGCGGAGCCGCUCCGACCGCGGGGCCCUGAGCCCCAACUCAGUGUUCUCCCGCUGGAGGGUGGUCUGCGAGGGCCUGGACGACUACGAGACGCUGGGGACCGUCUGCAACAGCACAGAGGGCAACCCUAUAAGGAGGAACCCUGCGGGGAACACAGCCCGGCCCAUGGUCCAGCGACUACCAAAGCCCCAGGACGUAGUGGACUGCCUGGAGCUAAACACCUUUGACACCCCUCCGUACUACUCCACCUCCUCCGGGAGCUUCAGGAACACCCUCGAAGGCUACAGUGCCCCCAAGGGGAUGUACGACCCGGCGGUCCGCAGCCUCCACAACCUGGCCCACCUGUUCCUGAACGGCACGGGGGGACAGACGCACCUGUCCCCCAAUGACCCCGUCUUUGUCCUGCUCCACACCUUCACCGACGCCAUCUUCGACGAGUGGCUCCGGAGACACAGUCAUGGUGUGCUGGUGUAUCCUGAGGAGGACGCGCCCAUCGGUCACAACAGCAGGUUCAACAUGGUGCCGUUCUGGCCUCCCGUCACCAACCUCCAGAUGUUCGUCUCCGCCCCAGAAAGCCUGGGGUACUCCUACGAAGUGGAGUGGCCGACCCGUGCCUACUCGCUGUACGACAUCCUCACCAUAGCAAUUGUUGUCGGGGUGCUAGUCGUGAUGGGGGUGUGCGGCGUGGUGGCGUGCGCCUCCCGUGCCCGCUCCUACCACUCGCAGGAGGUCCUGGUGCCUCUGCUGGGGGCCGCCUCCCACCGCUACUCAGAGGACCAGCGCAGGACCGAGAAGCCAGGCGUCUAGACUCCCAUCGCCUCCACAGACAUUGACUCUUUAUGUUCAUCAGUCGUCUUGCCUAACAUAGUUCCAUAUGUCUGGAUCAGGUGAGAUGGGUCCUCAUGGCGAAUGUCGCCUGCUGUGAAGGGCUGCAAUAUCUGUGGCCUCAAAGAACCUCUAUUUUAUAUAUUUUUUUAUUUGGAAUGUGGAUUUGUGUGUUGUUUAAUUUUGUCGUAAUGUUAAGUUUUGGUUUACGAUUAGUUAGGGGGAGUCUUCUAUAGGAGAUUAUUGAGUGAGAUUUGCAUUGAACGACUUUCUCUUGAGUUGGAAAGACACACAGCUCUCUCGUCAUUGAACUUUUGACGACAGCCCUGGUGACACCAGAUGAGCCUAGUGCUGGGAUCAGGAAACGUUCGUUGGCGGGGCCAGCAAAGUAGCUUUGUAUCCAACAAAGAAAUGUAUGCAAUAUUCUGUUCAGAAUUAAAGUACCUAGUAUCUAUUUUCUGCCUUGUUGUCAGCCAUACGCAAUCUCCUCCUACCCUUCCGAGGGGACCCACCUGUGGCAUAUUAUAACUGUGCUAUUGUUUGUGCUUGACUUUCUUUAACUCCACAUUUAUCAGAACAGAAAUACCCCAGGCAUUACUGACCAUGUGCCAUCAUGUGAUGCUAUGGCUGCAUGCAUCCACAACUUUGAUAACUUCAAGUUCAACUAUUGGCAAGACGCGCUUGGAUCGUACGCUUACUCACCAAAACCACUCUUGUUUUUAGAUUAUGUUUUAUGCAGUUAGAUUCAUAACUAUGUUAACUAUGCUUUCAGAUAGUUUUCUAGCUACUUUCUAUUAUAGCCACAAACUUCCUGAAGCAACUUGGAGGAAGUUUGUGCUUUAGUAUUAGGGUCGUGUGUAGUGAACUUAGUCCUGCCUCCAUGGAGUGCCCUGAUCAUGAAUAAGUCUGUUUGUAAUUAAUGUUGAUAAACUCACCAAUGCUGCACCUGUAUGGGCACAGCUUGGGUCAUUUCUAUUGUAUUGGCAAGCCUUUUGCUCAGAAAGUGGAGAGUGAGAGAUUGAAAGAAGAUGGAAAGAACUGAGAUUGAGAUGUUAACUUCUCUGUCUAUAUGUUGAAACCACAAGAAAUAGGGGGGGGGGGGGGCAAUAGAAGGACCUCUACUUCCUCCAAGAGGUCCCCUGAGAGAUUCUUGGUGGUAGAGCAGACAGGGUAAAAUACAGAAACAGCCAUGACAUUCUAAAGAAGGAAUUAUGUGUGCAAAAGGAUAGAGAGAAAAUUUAGAAUGAGGAGACUUGCAAACCCAGUGUGUGAGUGAAGGAGCAGGCUGAUGAGAGGGCUGCAGGGGUGGAAGGGCUGUCUGCUGGGAUCCAAGUCCAACAGAGAGCAGGGAAGCUCAGGGAUCGGAAGGAGGCGUAGCGAGACAUGAACUCAGUGCUGUGGAUAGCCGACACCUAGCACAAGAUGCUGGGUGCGUGUGUGGAGCGGGAGGGUUUGAGCAAAGUUAGUGAUGCCGCGGGUAUGUGGUAUAAAGAAUGUUGGAGAAGACUGAAGUACAGGAAUGGUAAGUAUACACGUAUCAAAUGAGAAAAUUAAGGAUAAUCCCAACCAGAUUGUUACACAAAGACUCCAACAAAAGACUUCUUUGUCUUUGUCGGAUUGCCUUUUAAAUGACUCAAUUAUGUAUAGCUAAAACCAAUGCGUGAAAAUGGGAGAUUGAGAGAAAAAAGCUCUCUUGAAUAAUGAAAACUGCAAGUACCUGCAGCUUUCCCACAAAUCCCCCCCCACACACACACACACACACACACACACACACACACACACACACACACACACACACACACACACACACACACACACACACACACACACACACACACACACACACACACACACACACACACACAACAAAGCAGGACCCAAA